GAUACAAAAAGUGCAGAAUAGGAAACUGUGGGAGCGUUACGCCCACCGUCGACAAGAAGUAGCCGAGGAGAUGGUAGCUGCAGGCCUUUCGUCUCCCAAUACAGUACCAAGGCCGAGCUCUACUUUAACAACACCCCAAGCAAACGAGCGAAUGCUCUUCCAUGGUUCCUCCUUCAUCAAUGCAAUCGUCCAAAAAGGUUUCGACGAAAGGCAUGCGUACAUCGGUGGAAUGUUUGGAGCAGGAAUUUACUUCGCUGAGCACAGUAGCAAGAGUAAUCAGUACGUUUACGGAAUUUGCGGGGGUACAGGCUGUCCUGCACACAAAGACCGCAGCUGUUACAUUUGUCACCGGCACUUGUUGUUAUGUCGAGUAACUCUUGGAAAAUCAUUCCUGCAGUUUUCCGCUAUGAAAAUGGCACACGCACCACCGGGUCAUCAUAGUGUCAUGGGUAGGCCCUCUCAAGGAGGGCUAGUAUUUCCAGAAUACGUUGUUUACCGAGGAGAGCAAGCUUAUCCUGAGUAUUUAAUUACUUAUCAAAUUGUGAGACCCCAGCAGGAACCAGGUAGCAAUGGUGAGGGAGGUGAGGAGCGGUGAUGGGAAGAGGUGUGCCCUGCGGCAACACUGCGACGAUUGUGCUGCUGUCAAAGACCGAGAGCCUGCAGUAGAUUGUCAUGGGAUGAAUGAUUAAAAAAAUUGAUAAGUCAGCCAUCGAAUAGUGGCACGAGAAAUCGAGAAUAUAAAUAAAUUGCGAUUAUGUGGCAGAUAUUUUUCAAAAAUAGUGGCUCAGAUGAAAAAGUUUAUAAUUUUUGGUCACGGAUCUUUUACAAUGGACGUCAUAAAAGUUCUACGAUUUUUCUCGAAAUCUUCUUGUUUUCGAAAUGAACCGAAAUCAUGUGGAGCAUUCUGUGGGAACUCGAGAGGUUACAAACCUGAUGAUUACGAAUUUGGAUUAUAAUGGCUCAAUUUAUGUUCACAGGUGAACAUAUAACAUCGUGUACAUGUAUGAACAAAUCCAUGAAUUCUAUAUA
This is a messenger RNA of Diachasma alloeum, 1029 nucleotides long. RefSeq names its product poly [ADP-ribose] polymerase tankyrase-2. Bases 71 to 595 code for a protein of 174 amino acids. The transcript is spliced from 2 exons. Lineage: Eukaryota; Metazoa; Arthropoda; Insecta; Hymenoptera; Braconidae. Gene Ontology annotation, molecular function: NAD+ poly-ADP-ribosyltransferase activity. The record is from RefSeq and is a predicted model, not a curated record.